UCUCUUAGCAUUUCUCGGUAUCACCUUUUUUUACAUUGGAAAUCACAAUAAUAUUCAAUGUGCUAAUAACUUUGAUCAAUCAACUAUGGAUAACAAUCUUCUUUGCGGGAUACAAGGAGUAUUGCUGAUCCUGACAACAUUCCUUCUUAUCUUAUAUUGUUUCCUUUUAAUCCUACAAUUACACAUCCAAACUGUUUGGAAAUCAAAUUUACUUCAAAGAUAUUAUGUACAUUCACAAGUAUUUGUUUGGGUGGUAUCACUAUUAUUCACCUUCAUACCGGCUGUUACAAAAAAUAUUACAUUCGACUUUGGUGCUGUUUGUUUGGUUUCUGGAAAAGUUUCUAUAGCAAUGUUCUGGACUCCACUGGCCGUUUUUGUCAUACCUUCAUUUUUGAUUCAUAUUAUGACUUUUAUUCAUAUUUCCAGGGCACAAUGGGUGUUAGCGCGCGAUUUUGAAGAUUCAUCCUUAGGAACGAUCAUAACACGAUCAAGCAUCUCUAUGGAUCAUAUCACCGGUCAAGAUGUUUUGAACGUCAUUAAGGUUCAAUGGCGCCCUUUAUUGUUAGCAAUGAUUUUGCUAACUACUUUCAUUAUCUUUAUGAUACAUUCAAUUUUGGCAACACAACAAUUAUACCCAUUUCUAGAAGACUCAGCAGAAACUGUUUCAUGGGUAUCUAAAUGGUUAGCUUGCCUUAUGAAAUAUCAGUUGACAAAUGAUGGUCAAAGUAAAUGUGCAAAUAUUUCAUUAAAACACGUACCGAAUGUUAUGUUUUUGGUUAUAGCGGAAUUAUUAACAGCAUCACUGGGUAUAUCUAUAUUCUUCGUAUUUGGAACUAGUGUUGGUCUUUUGAGGGAAUGGAGAUAUUGGUUUACUAAAACUUUUGGUCGCGUUGAAAAGCAUACUAAUAACCAGUUUGUGUAA
Molecule: messenger RNA, 922 nt
Organism: Dentiscutata erythropus
Lineage: Eukaryota; Fungi; Glomeromycota; Glomeromycetes; Diversisporales; Gigasporaceae
Source: the annotation of a GenBank genome assembly